Mollisia scopiformis is the source of this 1553-nucleotide messenger RNA. RefSeq names its product phosphoglycerate mutase-like protein. The transcript is spliced from 4 exons. Gene Ontology annotation, cellular component: cytoplasm. Gene Ontology annotation, molecular function: phosphatase activity. Bases 236 to 1294 code for a protein of 352 amino acids. NCBI's taxonomy places the organism in Eukaryota, Fungi, Ascomycota, Leotiomycetes, Helotiales, Mollisiaceae. The record is from RefSeq and is a predicted model, not a curated record.
GCCAAUAUGACAUCAUGUGACCACCCCCCUCCACCCAAUCAGGCAGGUGGACCAAAAACGCCACCAAACAACACGUGCUUCAAUAACUGGCAAAAAUCACUGUUUAUCCCCUCUUCUCGCGGCUCAAGACCUACAAACAAUAUUAUUAGAUGUAUCUUGGCGGUGAGGAUCAUCGUAUAAGAAGAUUUCUCUUUCUUCUUCUACAGAAAAUUUUCUCCAAAGAAAUUGCUUCACGAUGCAGAUCACCAAGAUCCUUGUCGCCAGCGCCCUCGCAGCUACGUGCUCCGGCACUGCUGCUCCUCUUCCAACCCCUGCUGCUAUUCUGCCACGACUCAGCAGUAACGAGUGGAUUAAUUACACCACGUUGACAGGAUUCUUUGCUCAAGAUGAUCCUGCCACGAACCCGAGUACUUUCGAUUACACAACGACCAACUUCGGACUUCUGAAUAUCACAUAUCCUACAGAUGAUGAAGUCGACCCAACAUGGACCCAAUGGCAGAAAUUCGAGCAUCACGUUUGGCGUCUCAACAGAGGCAGUGGACGGUUUGUGCAGUACAAAGUGCUCUACAUGGGCCGCCACGGUGAAGGCUACCACAACGUAGCCGAGUCCUACUACGGGACUCCAGCCUGGAACUGCUACUGGUCCGAAAAAGACGGCAACGGCACAAUCACAUGGGCCGACGCCAAAAUAACCCCCAACGGCGUCGCCCAAGCGCAAAAAGCCAACGCCUUCUGGGCAUCCCGCAUUGCGCUCCAGAAAAUCCCCGUCCCAGAAACGUACUAUACAUCUCCUCUAACCAGAUGUCUGCAAACAUCCAACAUCACGUUUUACGGCCUCGAUUUACCGAGCAGACAGCCGUUCAUCCCCACCGUCAAAGAGCUGUUCCGAGAGGGCAUCAGUGGACAUACAUGCGAUCGGAGAGGGACAAGGACGUAUAUCCAGGAUGCGUAUCCGGGGUAUAAAAUCGAGGCUGGGUUUUCGGAGGAUGAUUUGCUGUGGAAACCGUUGAUGGGUGAGGUGCCGACUGAUGAGGAUGUGCGGAGCAAGAGGGUGCUCGAUGAUGUUUUUGCGGGUGAUGAUAGUACUUAUAUUUCGAUCACGAGUCAUUCGGGGGAGAUUGCUAGUAUUUUGAGAGUUCUUGGACAUCAACCGUUCUCGCUUAGUACAGGGGCGGUUAUUCCUGUUCUUGUGAAGGCGGAGAUUAUUCAGAGGGAUGUUCCUGCGACGACUACGCUUCCGUGGACUGCGUUGUCUACUUGUAGUACUGUCCCACCACUUCCGACUGCUACUUAAUUUUCAAUAUUGAGUUGAAUUCCUUGAGGGUAGUGGAGGAUGUUUAUGCACAUGAUUGCUCUUUAGCUUAAGAUAAUAAUGCCUCAUACAUAAUUGGAUCAAGUUUGGUCUCGAUUAAUGACACUCUACCCAUAAUCUUGUCAUGAGAUGAAGCUUGGAAACGUGCAAAUCUAGAUCCAAGUUCCCGACUCCGCUGUUCCUGAUCCUACCAUUGUCUUACCUGCAGCGCCAAGGUGACGCAAGUGAAUGGUGGCUCAGU